GCUUACUGAAGGUUGUCCGACCUGUUGGUCUCUUCCCUAGUAAAUAUCUUUACAUUCUGAGAGCAUAAAUAAUUAACUAGGACAUAAGUACAUUUUUUUGAUUGCAUUAUCGAGUUCUGUGAAGGUGAGAGGCUAGAUGCUGUUAAGGACGUUUACUGAAGAGGAAUCUAAACUUAUACGGAUAUAUAAAGAUAUCUUUGAAGUCGAGAGGAAAAUCAAAAUAAGUUCAAGUGAUCAUCACCAGACUAAAGAUGAUCUUGGCUUCAGUCAACUACAAAUAUCUAAAUAUAUUGGCCCUCUUUCUUUUCCUGUUCAUCUUAUCCUUUGUAUGGAAACGAGCAAAUAUCGCCUCUGGGGUGUCAACAAAUAUUCAAAAGUUGAUUUGUCAAGGAAAAGAGAACCAAAAUGAGACAGCAGUUAAAAGCCCAACUCCCCCAAAGAAACAUGAGGAGGACAUUAUUGUCCUCAUUUGGAAGUGGCCCUGGGGAUAUCAAUCUCCUUUAGAUAAGUGUCAUGAAUAUGGUAUAUUUGGAUGCAAGUUGACAGUAGAUAGAAGUCUAUAUGGUGUUGCCGAUGCUGUCCUCAUUCAUCACGCAGAUAUUAUGUAUGACAAAAACUCUUUGCCCCAAGAGCCAAAACCUAAUUUUCAGCGUUGGAUCUGGUACAAUAUGGAACCACCACGGAUUAUCCAGAACUUGAAAAUGUUAGAUAACCUAUUCAACAUGACCAUGACCUUCCGGCGCGAUUCAGAUAUACAUUGUCCAUAUGGUCAGAUGGAGCCAUUAAAAAAGAGAGGGCAAAACUUUACCAUUCCAAAAAAAUCCAAGCUGGUCUCUUGGGUCGUCAGUAAGUGGUACCCUGGUGCCCCCCGCAUUGCAUAUUAUGAGGAGCUAAAGAAUCACAUCACUAUUGAUGUAUAUGGAGCAAAGCACAAGAAACUAAGCUGGGAUGAUUUCUUUGCCACCAUAUCUCAGUACAAGUUCUACCUCGCCUUUGAGAAUUCAGUCUACAAGGAUUAUAUCACCGAGAAGUUGUGGUCCAAUGCUUUUGGAUCAUGGGCGGUUCCAGUUGUGUUGGGAACAUCUCGGAAGAACUAUGAACGUUUUGUCCCUGGAGAUGCCUUCAUUCACGUCGAUGAUUUCCCAAGUCCUAAGGAAUUGGCAGCCUAUCUUCUAGAGUUGGACAAGGACGAUGAGAAGUACAGGAAGUUUUUCAACUGGAGAUUUCAAUAUCGUGUUGCUUUUAAUAGAGGACCAUCAUAUGGCUACUGCAAAAUAUGUGCAAUCAUCAGAGAAAGUCCCGUUUACCAGGUCCUUCACAGUGUGGAAAAGUGGUUUCUGGAAGAUGUGUAACUUUUGACCUGGAAAGUUGAAAACAGAUAUCUCUACUGUCUCUACUCUAACAUGAGUAGGUUGAAAUUAAAGGACCCCAUAAAGAUAAAGGACAUGUGAAACUAAUCGAAGUGGAAGGAAUCCCUUAAAGGAGCUACAGUAUCAGUGGAUGAGUACUGGUGCUACUCAGUGUUAUAUCAGCUGUUGUGGUGGUUCAGAAGCUCUCGGUCACUAGGUCAUGACUCUAUAUUAUUCUUUUAAUUGAUGUACGAGUGUUAAUUACAGUUUCACAAUCAGAAAAUAAAAUUUCACAAUGGAAUGAGGAGUGAAUAUAAUUAAAGUGAAGGGUAACUGUAUUGUGGCCAUUUUCUCUCAU
Messenger RNA from Bufo bufo (common toad), 1707 nucleotides. RefSeq names its product 3-galactosyl-N-acetylglucosaminide 4-alpha-L-fucosyltransferase FUT3-like. The record is from RefSeq and is a predicted model, not a curated record. Bases 252 to 1352 code for a protein of 366 amino acids. The transcript has 2 exons. Gene Ontology annotation, molecular function: alpha-(1->3)-fucosyltransferase activity. Gene Ontology annotation, cellular component: membrane. Lineage: Eukaryota; Metazoa; Chordata; Amphibia; Anura; Bufonidae.